AUGUCGACGCGCAGUAAGCUUGGCACGCGCAAUAGCGUGAUCCUGGACAUCCCCGCUGCCUUGGCCACGUCCUACGGCAGCCAUGACAGCGCGGACGUGAACUUCUCCGAAUACUACUACGCGCUAGUGUUCCCCAACACGCCGCACGAUCUGGCCGACGUCGCCGGCGAGCGCAUUUCGUUUGCCGACGCGAAAACGAUCAUUCGCGACGUCACGUGUGGCGGCGAAGCCAACAAGGCGCACGCCGUCAACGAAUUCAUCCAAGCGUGGGUUGACAAGUUCCGUUCUGUACCUCCCAUCGACGUCGACACGAUCCCGGUCGGGUACUUCCGCGAGUUGAUGCGCAACAUCGUGAUCCAACGACUCGAGUCCCUCCCGGGUAUCUCUUUGGUGACCUUUACCUCUGCGUCCACGAUCGACAGGUCGGCACAACUACAACCUGGCGACGAUACCACAGAUGCCAAAUACAUUUACUGCCUCCUGCGAGUCAGCCGCGAGCUCUUAUAUCGACAAGCCGACCAAAGCAACAUCCUUGUGCCGAUCUGGCCCGAAAUCGACCCGGGGAGCGAGUACUGGGACCUGCACGGUCCCGAGUCCGUCUGGACCAUCGACGAAGCUGAACGAGAGCUCAAUCGCAUGUUCCUGCAAGGAGAGAUCCAAGCCGACGAGGCCCAACUCUUUCCCAACGAGUCGCCUGCGAUGGUAUCGAGGCGUAUCCACGCCAUACAGCGCAUCGCGGACCGGACGAUUCAAACGUGCUAUCGGCCGUCGCCGCACAUGUACUUUGCCUUUCGGAACGAUCCGGCGUUCCAGUAUUUGUACCGCCACGUCGAAAGCUGCCAAGCGAGCAUGCCAUUUCGCAUCGUCGACAAAAUCCGAGUCACAAAGGACCUGUUGGACAGUGAAUUCAACUGUGACCUGCUUCGGAAGCACAACUUUCUCGUGCACCACAUGUGCGUGCACACGCGGGACCCGUCCGACGAAGAUGAGGUGACUCUGGAUAUGCUGUGCGAGCAGUGGGGUAGCUUCACAGCGUACUGGUACGCGUGGGGUCACGGCCGGUGCCGCCAUGCCCUCGAGGUGUUGUAUUAUCAACCCAUCGACCUCAUUCGGCACUACUUUGGCGAGCAGCUGGCACUGUACUUCGCCUUUCUCUCGUUCUAUGCGGCCAACCUGGUGCCGUUGGUCGCGUUGGGGCUAGCGGCACCGCUGAUGAAGUUUGUGUUGCACGGCGCGCACCUUGUCUACUACAACACAGCCCUCGCCGUCUUAAACUGUUUGUACGCGACCCGAUUGCUGCGAAAGUGGAAUGUCCAGGAGAAGUGGUAUGCCUGCAUCUGGGGCAUGGAAGACGUCGCGUUCGACAACUCGGUUCGCGCCGAGUAUGUCGGUGCGAUUCGCAUCAGCCCGGUCCACAACCUCCCCGAAAUCCACGCGCCAGCGUCGACGCAAGGCUUGCGGCGCGUGCAGAGCUCGGUGCUGCUGUGGACGGCGAUUGCCGCCGACGGAGCACUGAUCUAUGGGGUAUUUGCCCUCCAAGCGUACGUGGAAGCCCAGCUCACGAGCCACUCGUUGGUCGUGUACUCGUACAUUGCGAUUGCCGUUAUCAUCAAUCUGUCGCAAGGUCCCUUCCACGCGGUCAGUUCAGACUUGUGCCAGCAACACAACUCGAGGAAUCACCCGUUGCGGCAGGUGGUUGUGUUCCUGAACGACUGGGAAAACCAUCGCACCAACAACCAGUACGACGUGGCCCUCACCGUCAAGUUCACGACAUUUCAAACGCUCAACUACUUUGGGCCGAUCCUGUUUUCCAUGUUCUGUAAGCCAUACGUGUUUGGGUGCAACAAGACCAAGCUGCCAGCGCUGGAUGUCGCCGCGUGCGCGAGCGAGACGGCCAACCUCCUUCUCGUCGUCCUUCUCUUCAACCUCGUUCUGUCCGUGCGGGACAUCUCUGGUCCGUUGAUCGACUCGAUCGCGCACGCGUAUCGCUCGCGGCAUCCAUACGCGACGCACCUUCAACCCGCCUACGUACAACCCACGCUGGACGGCGAGAUGGAACUGGAACCGUACGACGGGGUCCUCGCAGACUAUGCGCAAAUUGCCAUCACGUUUGGCUUCGUGGCGUGGUUUGCCGCCGCGUCGCCUCAAGCGGCCAUCAUUGCGUUUGCCAUCACGUUGGUCCAGAUCCGCGUCGACGCGUACAAGUUGUGUUUUUGGAUGCAGCGACCGUAUCCUGUCGCCACCGCCUCGAUUGGCGGGUGGACGACGUACUUUCAAAUGAUUUGCUUGGGCGGCGUCGUUGUAAAUGCGGCGACGGUCGUGCUGGCAGAGAUGCUGACCGACCAAGCGCACAUGACGUGGGAUGCGAUUCCAACCAACAACUGGCUCGGUCAUUUGUUCUCUGUGACGAUCUUCAUGGCGGUGCUGUACGCGCUCGCGUUGUUGAUGACAGUGCACGACGCCGACGACCGCGCCAAGCUCCACCACAUCAAGAGUUUGGUCAAGCGGCAGGAGUACCUCCGCAACGUGUAUUUGUAUCAACUCACGCAUGCAAAGACUUGCGCCGCGAGCUGCGAACGGCCGCGCGGCGACAUUUACUUGAACGGGGUGUAUAGGUACAUUAUCAGCGGCGACGUGGACGACGGGGACCAAGUGGACGAGCUGCGGGAGGAGCUGCACAUGUUGGAGCGCGCGAUUCGCGUGGAGCAUCCCGAUGAGUCCGACACGAUCGGCACGUUGCAUGUCGUGGUGGUCGGCGCCAAUAUCUUGCCCGUCAUGGAUCGGUCGACGAAAGCGCUGGACGGGUUCGUCAAGGUCAAGGUCAAGCUCGGUGACAAGGUGUUUCCAUCCAAGCACAAAACCCACGUGAAGCGGAAGACUCGAAGUCCCGUGUGGAAUGCCGCGUUCGAAUUUAAGCUUGUCAGCUUGGCCACGUUGCUGCAUUUGGAAGUGUUGGACUGGAACAUGGUCGGGAAAAGCGAGCACGUUGGCCUGGCGCUGAUGCCGGUCUCAUGUGUCUUGCCGACGGCGACCGAUUUUGACGACGCUGCGAUCGAGGGCGCAUGCGAUAUGGUGGCGGUGGAUAUCCCCCUUGAACUCGGCGAAGGGCUUUUGGAAUCCAUGGCCAAGGACAUCCCCAAGUUCGGCCGCCCUGUCAUCAACGUUAGCAUGGGAGUCAAGUUGAAUGCGCAAGGAUGCCUCCACCUGCGCCAUCAUAACCGCAAGCUGCGGGUCCAAGAAAUCCUCAAGGAAAUGCAGACGUAUUUGGUGUGGAAGAGCGACGACUAGCCCGUGCACGACACUUGCGGACGCUUCCCGAUCACAUGAACAAUAAAUAAAAGGUGUUAGCUACGCCGCGUCGACUUCUCGACGAUGGGCUACGGGUUCGCGUAGAUGGUGGAAAUCAUCGUGGUGGGCAAGGUCGUCAUGGCGCACCCGUCGCCGGUGUCGGUCGGUUCGAGGGGUAGCCGCCGCUGCAAGUACAACAAACAGAGCACGGGAAAGACCGUCGGAACCAAAUUGGACCAUACUUCGUAUGGAAGCAGCGGCAUGUCGGCGAACCCGGCGACGCCAAACACGGCCAAGAGGUUGAACGUGAGUCGAACCCACGUCGUCAGCGUGAUCACGCUAACGGACAGCACCAGCUUAACCAUCGAACGCUGGACAUUCUCCUGCGACACAAAUCGUUGCGACUCGAGCAACCGCGACCGGAUCUUUAGCCCUUGGGCCAUGAGCAAGAAAGUCGUCGCAAGAAAGAUCAAGCUCCCAACAACGACCAAACUCGCGCACAGCGCGCUCCUGUAAAACGCGUCCUCGCCCGCCGUCGUGUCAGGAAAAGACACGAUGCUAAAGCAUGUGACCGCUGCCCAUGCCAACACCCCAACGUUCGCCACGAUCACGAUAGUGCGAAGAGGACCGUGGUCUGCCGGCAGGCGGCCGAUGGUUCUCCCCGUCGAGGCGACUGCGGACCAUUCAACGCAAACGUACGACAGCGCCAUGUUGAGCAGCAGCAUACCACACAGUGACGUAAUGAAGGCCAUGAUCCACAUCUCGGUCGUCGGUGCGCAUAUGUACACUAUGGGCUUUGGCAUGCUGAAGAGGACUACCAUGAGAAGGACAACAUGGAAAACAACCCGCGGGGUGCCGCUGCUGUGACGGAUGUGCAGGUAGAGGCGUGAAGCUGUCGCAAGGGCGAGGAUCAAGUACAGCACCAGGCAAAGAAUGCCCGUAAUCUGGAAGUCCGUCACGGACGUCGCCACCAUCCCCGACCAAAAGUGCCACCCCGCCACGA
This is a messenger RNA of Aphanomyces invadans, 4291 nucleotides long. RefSeq lists its product as hypothetical. Gene Ontology annotation, biological process: chloride transmembrane transport. Gene Ontology annotation, molecular function: chloride channel activity. NCBI's taxonomy places the organism in Eukaryota, Oomycota, Saprolegniomycetes, Saprolegniales, Verrucalvaceae. The record is from RefSeq and is a predicted model, not a curated record. The transcript is spliced from 11 exons. The coding region runs from base 1 to 3288 and encodes 1095 amino acids.